Molecule: messenger RNA, 724 nt
Organism: Juglans microcarpa x Juglans regia
Lineage: Eukaryota; Viridiplantae; Streptophyta; Magnoliopsida; Fagales; Juglandaceae
Product: 50S ribosomal protein L24-like
Biological process (GO): translation
Cellular component (GO): mitochondrion; ribosome
Molecular function (GO): RNA binding; structural constituent of ribosome
Source: RefSeq, a predicted model, not a curated record
AUAAAAUGGUCCGGUGAACUUGCAGAACCAGAAACCUGAAUAACGUCUGUCCACAGGGCCACGAGACUCGUGAGGGUUUAGGCUAUUAGGUCUCAAAACUCAGAAGACAAAAACCCUAUUGCUUGAUGUCCAGAGGGAAAGGAAAACGACCCUAUUGCAUAUAAAGAUAACAAAACAAAAACUCGAGGACUAACAGCGAGCGAGUGAAUCCCAGCACUUCAGGCUUGGGUCUUAGGGUAAGGUUGAAAUGGGUUGGAAAGCGGCUCAGAAACUCAUUAGGCAUUGGAAAGUCCUCAGAGGAGAUAAUGUGAUGAUAACAAGGGGCAAAGACAAAGGAGAGACGGGUGUGAUUAAGCGCGUAAUUCGCUCGCAGAAUCGCGUUAUCGUCGACGGCAAGAAUUUGGUAAAAAAGCAUAUCAAACAAGGGCAAGGUCAUGAAGGUGGAAUAUUUACAGUUGAAGCACCACUGCACGUAUCGAAUGUUCAAGUUGUUGACCCAGUAACAGGGAAGCCAUGUAAGGUCGGAUCUAGAUAUCUAGAAGAUGGCACUAAAGUAAGAGUAUCUAGGGGUCUGGGAGCAUCGGGAUCCAUAAUACCUCGUCCUGAAAUCUUGAAGAUAAGGACUACACCAAGGCCUACAGUUGCUGGCCCAGAUACAACACUGGAUCUCGUAUUGGAGAAGACCUAUGAUGCUAAAACAGGGAAGGGCAUGCCUGAACUUUGA